GGGGAAGGCCAAGGCAAGGCCCUUGAUAAAUUCUAAAGAAAUGGAUUGUCUUUCUCUCUUACCUAUUUGCACCAGCCAAAUUAAGUACAUACAGAUCUUCCUAGCAAUGAGCAGAGAUGGGAUUCAUCCUCACUUUUCUUCUCCACGGAAGCACCAGGUCAUUUUAGCACACUUCUUCCCAGUGAGUCCCUUGAGUCCUUGUACUGGGAGGGAGAUGGAAUAUAAAUAAACAGAACAAUAAUAACAAUGCAAGAAGGUCUUUGCAAAUCCCACCAUUCUUGAGAUCUAUUCUCAGGCACAAAAUUCACACAAGGAUGUUGUCUGCAGAUAACAGGAUUUCCUGCACAGAAUCUAUGCACUUUCCUGCUCAAACUAUGCAGCUUUCUGUGCAAAUCAGACAUGUAUAAAUUUCACCUCGAGCGUCCCCAGUUCCAACAUCUUUUGCACACAAAAUAAUAUUGCAGCAGAAAACUGUAGUUGGAAUGGGACCCGUGGCCAUCAGUCCAAGCUCCUGCUGUUUCCUUUGCAGAAAAUAUCCCUAACUCAUCUGUCCAAGAUUGUUCUUUAAAUUCCAAUUUCCUAUGUGGGAAAAAGAAGAUGUGGCAACCAGAUGCAUGGCCAACAUUGCUGGCUGCACUGAACUGCAAAGCCAGGCCUUGAAGGCUUAACUGUGCAAAAGGCCUGGGCCUGAAUGGAUAAAUCUGUCAAGGCCAGGAUUUCCUACAUUUGAAUGGCAUCGCUCUCAGAUUCUUUCCAGUCUGGGCAGGAAGAAAUAAAUUCUGAUUAAAAAAUAAACCUGAAACGAAACUCCCGCCCACCUCUAGCAACAGCUGCUGAACAGCGAAUGCUAAAUGGGGUGACGUCCCCAUCCGGCGCAUGAGUUAACAAUGUCGAGCAACAGCAGAAAAAGGAACAAAGAGCAUGUAUUUCUGGGCUGCGUCCAUAAAACUAGAUAAAGGGAACAUGCUUGGUUGAAUAGCUGUGUUGGCCAUGUAACCAACGCAAACAGAAAUCCACCAGUGAUACCUUUCCUGGCCGACCGAAAUGCACAAUAGACUUGUAAAGAAGCCCAUGGAGCUUCGAAAGCUUGCAACGAGUACAUUGUGCAUUUCAGUCGGUUGGCCAAUAAAGGUCUCAGGGAUGGAUAAAGGAAAGGGAGAGAAGCAACCUCUUUUGCUUUGCUCAUAUCCCACCUGGAAGACUGUGUCCAGUUCUGGGCAAUGGAGUUUAAGAGGGAUAUUGACAAGCUGGAAUGCUUCCAGAGGAAGGCAACCAAAGGCCAAGUAUAGUGUCCCCCCAAAUAAGUGGCGGGUUCUAGACUGUGGAUGGUCCAAACCUUGGUUCUAGUGCAAACAGAUAGAACAACAUCUGGCCCUUUCAGCACUAAGGGGUUUAUCACACUGGGGCUGGAUUCGGCAUUAAAGAGAAAUUAAAGCGCAUUUAAAGCCUCCCGCAAAUGAAGUGGAAAUUGUGAGUAAUUGCGCAAAUGACGAUCACACGCAAAGCGAUAUUGGAAAUGCAUUGUUGCUGAAAUCCCGAAAGUAAAAAGAUGUGUGUCGAUGCUUCUUCGGGACCACUUUAAUGGCGUGUUUGGUGCGACGCUGUGUGAAAUCGUUCCGCGUCAUUACGCUACUAAUUUCUUCUAAUAAACAUCCACUUGGGUAGCGAGAGUGAAGGCUGCAACUCUAGCAGCGUUUGAGGAUUGAAUAGCCCCUGAAGAAGACCCUCUGCAUGAAAUACCUCCAAGUCCCAAGAAGCCCUGCUCAGGUCUUGCAAACUCAGGAGUUGAAGCCUGCAGUCUAUAAAAGAAUAAAUUUUCUAAGAAUAAUAAUUUUCUAAGAAUAAUAAUAAUAGUGCUACUAAUUUCUUCUAAUAACCAAAUGUCCACUUGGGUAAAGAGUGAAGGCAGCAACCCCAGCAAGGUCUGAGGAUUCACUAGCUCCUGACGGUGAUAAAGCCAAAAUGUGUUGGGAUUGUCUCACAAACAGAAAGUUUUGACCACUGCGUCACACGUGGGCCUUUGGCUCCUCUCCUCCUUCUGCUGUGAUAAUGUGCGUUCCAAAUUUGUUGUUGUGUCGCUCCUGCCAAGGAUGGGGAGAGAGGUAUUUCUGGCAUUUGGGGCUUCGUGAGCCAGAAUAACUUGGCCGUGUUUGGGCACUCUUCACCUUGAAAGGCAAUAGUGGUGGUGAAUGGUAUUUGCAACUCGGUCUGAAGUUACGAAUGAGGCUGGGGCUUGAGCAGGUUGCUAUAUGGAAGGAAAGGGAGAUUUGGAAACGUCUCCAAGGACUACACAGGAAUAUGCAACUGCAAUGUUCCUGACAGAGGCCCAACAGUGAUUCUCAAAUUUUGCUCCUCCGGGUGUUUUGGACUUCAGCUCCCAGAAGCCCCGGCCAUAUUGGCCGACGGUCAGGAAUUCUGGGAGCUGAAGUCAAAAACACCUGGAGAACCAAAGGUUGGGACUCGCUGGUUGAAAGCCUACUUGAAACCUCUGUUCAAAGAGACCCCAAGGGCCAUCCAGUCCAAUGGUCUCCAAAGAGGUCUUUAAUGGCCACCUUCUCCUCCUCCUCGGCUCAAAACUGAUAGCAGUUUGUUUGAUUUUUCUUUCACGAAACAGUUUGCAAAAGGCAAAAACAAGUCAGCUCAGCCAAAUGCAAGGAGAUAAGGCUGGAGAAGAUAGCAACAUCAGCCUUUUAUUUGCACCGGGCCCCUUCGCCUUUCAAAAGAUAAGACCCAGAUGCUUGGCCAGUUCAAGGAAACCUCUUGAAAUGAGCUUGGCACCACUAGGGUUGGCAUCGCCGGGUAUGAUAGCGCAUGGGGUUACAUGCCCCCAUUGAUCUCCUUCCAUCCCUCACCAUGUUGUUGUUGUUAUUGCUGUUGUGUGCCUUCAAGUUGUUUCUGACUUAUAGUGACUCUAAGGCAACCCUAUCAUGGGGUUUUCUUGGCAUGUUGCUUCAGAGGGGAUUUGCCAUUGCCAUGUUCUGAGGCUGAGAGAGUGUGACUUGCCCAAGUGGGUUUAUAUGACCGAGCCUGGAUUCGAUCCUUGGUCUCCAGAGUCAUAGUCCAAUGCUCAAACUCAUAUUGGCUUUUCUUCUGGGGAGGUUAAAGCAAAACAGGGUUGCCGUCCGAACUGCACACCUUCUUUAAAAUGAGAAUUCUUGUGCACCGUGCUUAAAAAUUCUCAUUUUUCAGCCAAUACUUUCCAAACAAGGAGGCAUCAAGAGGAAAGAUCCAGGAGAUGUUUGUGUGUUGCAUCUUCAUGAUUCCCAUCAAUGCAAGGGCAAGGAUCAAGUCUGGGACUUUUUGCAUGGAAACCAUUACAAGGCAGAAAGCAAUACUCUAACACAGUAUUAAAAAAGGAAUAAUUGAACAUGAGCUCAUGGAAACAGAAGUGGGGUGUCUCAUGCUGCCAUACAACUAGCCAAGGGAAUAGAGCGCCACUUUAGAGUUGCGUCAGAGGCAAAUGUUUUCAAAGCUGCGUCGCACCUUUGGCAGGGUGUGUUUGUGCGGAAAUCUCACCCGAACUUCAAACAGCAGAGUGGCGCCAGUUGGUCUCAUAGUCGGAGCGCAUUUCUUGUUCCAACAUGUGCCUCCUCCCAAAAAGGCAUCAGUCCCUGAGCUCUGUUUUUAUUUUUGUCCCAGAGGUCUGGUGGCAUGCUUUAAAAAAAAAUACAGCGUGGCGCAAAACCAUCCAAGAACAGCUUUGCUUUUGCGCCAUUCCUUUCUGAAUCGCUCGCCAUUGCCUGCUGGAUGCUUUGGAACGGAGUCCACCAAAGAGCGAUGCCUUUAUUUGGCCAGCCAAAAUACAUCGUGCAAGCUUUCAAAGCUCCGCUGGCUUCUUCAUCGGGCAAAAGAGGUUUAAAAAUCAUCCUGGAGCGGCUUUAAGUGUGUAGAGAGAUCUUGUAGCACCUUUGAGACUAAAUGGAAGAAAGAAGUUGGCAGCACCAGCUUUAGUAGACUUCCUCAGAUGCAUUUGGACUGCUUUGAGUGCUGUAGCUCCAUCCGAUAGAAUGUCAAACUGCAUUAUUUCUACAGUGUGGAUGCCUAUGUUAGAGUCAUAGGCCUCUUGGCUCCCACCUUUUCUGUUACGUGGUAGAAGUUAGGUGUUUCCCGGCUAACCUCUUCGUCACAUCCUUGACUUCUGCUCCACUUCUGGUUCUCCUUUGGAUGGCUGUUCUCCAUUCGAUGUGGUGACUCAAAGGAUUUUGCUCUUCUGCCAUGAUUAUGGAACAUUAUGUCCAAUUCUGGGCAUCACAAUUCAUGAAGGAGGUGGAGAAGCUGGAGCAUGUCCAGAGGAGGGACACCAGAAUGGUGAAAGGUCUGGAAACCAUGCCUUAUGAGGAGAGACAUCGGAAGCUGGGUACAUUCAUCUUGGAGAAGAGAAGGUUAAGAGAUUAUCCUCUGGGGACGAACCGAGAAGUGCUUGAAGGAAACUAUGGAAGAGAUCCAAGCCAUGGGGACCGAGUGCCACUACUUCGUCUGUGAUGUGGGAAACCGGGAGGAGGUCUACAGACAGGCCAAAGCUGUCCGUGAAAAGGUGGGGGACAUCACCAUCCUUGUGAACAACGCAGCCGUCGUCCACGGCAAGAGCUUGAUGGACAGCGAUGACGAUGCCUUGCUGAAAUCGCAGCACAUCAACACGCUGGGACAGUUCUGGACGACUAAGGCCUUUCUGCCGCGGAUGAUGGAGCUCCAGAAAGGACACAUUGUUUGCCUCAACUCCGUCUUGGGCUUAUCGGCCAUCCCGGGGGCCAUCGACUAUUGCACUUCCAAAGCCUCCUCCUUCGCUUUCAUGGAGAGCUUGACGCUGGGGCUGCUGGACUGCCCCGGGGUGAACGCAACCACCGUCUUGCCCUUCCAUACCAGCACAGAGAUGUUCCAAGGCAUGCGGAUCAGGUUCCCCAACCUCUUCCCCCCUUUAAAGCCGGAGACGGUGGCCCAGAGGACGGUCGAAGCCGUUCAGCAGAACCAAGCUUUCCUCCUCCUUCCGUGGACGAUGCACUUUCUCAUCAUCUUGAAAAGCAUCCUUCCGCAGGCCGCUCUUGAGGAAAUCCACAGGUUUUCUGGGAGUUACACCUGCAUGAACACUUUCAAAGGCCGCACCUAGGCACCACCUUGAACUCGGCACACGAAGCAGGCGCCGUCCUGGAGGCGGCCUCCGGAGGCCAGCUGUGGCCACGCGUUCAAGUCUUGCUAGCCGCCACGACUGCGGCGAGAGCCCCAGCGAUGCUGAAGGACAGGACAGCUCCGUUGUGGCAAGGCAUUAAAAACCCUGGGGACUCUUGGGUCUAAUACUUUAGGGAUUGAAUGUUCCCAUUUGCAAUGUAGUUGUUAAAAGCGUUUUCAGUUGUACUCCAAACUGGGUGCAUCCCAUUGCAGUUCCGCCUGCUAACCAAGAAUUUUUUAGGGGGUGGGAAGUAUCCCCUUCUUCCCUUUCCCUCCUCCUUUGCUUCUUAAAAGGUUUACUCUCUUUGGGAGAUUGGUGAGAUUAAUCUCUGCUUUGCCAUCGCUGUCCAUGGAGACUCCCAUUUUGUUCAAGCGAUGAAAUCUGGAUCUCCAGCUAAAUCUUUGUGGCUUCCAAAUCCCAAAAAAAGGCUAUGGACUGUUACUUUUUGCAAGGGAUGCCUUGCAGCAGGUCUGCUCCCUUUUCCUUGGAGAGAAACAACUAGCCUCCGUUGUUUUGUUUGCGCAGGAUAGUCUAGGAUCGGAUAUAGGAUGUGCAUUGGAUGCUUGGAGUCAUUCCAUCGAUGGAAACAGGGGACCUGUGGUUUAUUUUUACUAGGUCUGCUCUAAAUAAGGCUAAAUCUGGAUCCAGUUCCUAGGUUUGUAGAGGAGGAACCGCUUCCUUUGGUUGCUGCUUCAGGCAACAAUGAAAUGCAACACCCGGAUCACAACGCAGUCCUUGCAAAAAAACAACAACACAAAAGCAGAUUCUGGGUACCUUCCUUGUUUUGUUCAUUGCCCAUGACAUAAAGUACUCCAGGAUCCAUCAUUUUGGGGCAAUAGCGCUUGAAAGUCUUCUUCAUAACGGGCACAUUUUCCAUAUAAAAGAGACUAGGGGUUUCUUUUGGGGGGAGGGGGGGUUGCAAGGAAAUGCAAGUUAAGCUCAAUGGCUAAAUGUGGAUUUUGAAGAGUUCUUUUAGGCAGGUGCACAAAACGCAAGGUGGGAAGAAUUAAGACGCCUUCAUUGCUUCAAACAAACGGUUCAGGAAGACUUCCAAGAGGAAUCCGGCGUUUUCGGUCGCUCCGGUUUUCACGCCGUUCUUCCAAACAAGCACAAGAAACCCCCGUUAAAGCCUAUAUAAAUGGUUUGCCAAACAGCGCUCCACUGUUGUCUCUGUGCAUGACUCCCAUCUGAAAAUGCAGAGUGCAUUGAUGUAUGAUAAAUCCGCACCGUAGAAAUGAUGCCGUUUGGCACCGCGUGCGCUGCCACGGCUCCAUCCUGCAGAAACCCUGGAAUUUGUUGUUUGGGGAGGCGCCAGUUGGGACUAACAGUAUGAUUUGCAAUUAAUAACCUGCCAGACGUUUGCAAAGCUUGCAUUGGAAAGCAUAUGUGGGUGAGUUCCUUGGGUAUUCCCAACCCAGCGCUGGUGCUUUGUGGAAGGAGAGAUUUCUGGAGGUCGUAUUUAUUUUCAUUUUGGUUUCAUUCUGCUCAGCCAACUUGGUCAAUGCUUCCCUCCCUCCCCUCUUUUAAUUAGAAUGUUUAAAAUGCAAAAAGAAGAGAAA
Molecule: messenger RNA, 6723 nt
Organism: Sceloporus undulatus (fence lizard)
Lineage: Eukaryota; Metazoa; Chordata; Lepidosauria; Squamata; Phrynosomatidae
Gene: DHRS3
Product: dehydrogenase/reductase 3
Exons: 6
Coding region: 4433-5104 (223 amino acids)
Cellular component (GO): lipid droplet
Molecular function (GO): oxidoreductase activity, acting on the CH-OH group of donors, NAD or NADP as acceptor
Source: RefSeq, a predicted model, not a curated record